CAAGUAGUUACUAGCAGAGGGUUGGUCGUGUUGUGUCAGUCUAACUCAAUCCCUCCGUGAAGAAACACUCACGCUUCCUGCCACACCGCUCAAAUACGUUAAAUCAAUUUAUUCUGCGCUCAAUCAUAAUAUAAACCAAACGCGCGUUUUGAAGUUUUCAACCUUGCUUCACAAGUUGACCCCUCCGCGCAUAGGUCUCCAUGCAAGCAAGGAAUUAAAGUAGAGAACUGUGUGACGUCACAUCAAGAUAUAGUAAACCCUUCAGGGUGUUAAAGUACGAAGUACAGAGGAUGGGAGAUAGACUUGUGAGGGAUAGACUACCGGAAUUAAGUUUUCAAGUUGGCGGCCAUAGAACUAUGAAGGUUUACAGAGACAAUUAUGUUUGUAAACCCCUGGAUAGAAGAGAAGAAAAGUUUUAUUCAACAUUCCCUAAAAUAUUAGAACCGUUUAUUCCUAAGUUUGCUGGAGUUCUAACAGUUGGAAG
Molecule: messenger RNA, 484 nt
Organism: Eurytemora carolleeae
Lineage: Eukaryota; Metazoa; Arthropoda; Copepoda; Calanoida; Temoridae
Product: inositol hexakisphosphate kinase 1
Biological process (GO): inositol phosphate biosynthetic process; phosphatidylinositol phosphate biosynthetic process
Cellular component (GO): nucleus; cytoplasm
Molecular function (GO): inositol hexakisphosphate kinase activity
Source: RefSeq, a predicted model, not a curated record